Molecule: messenger RNA, 1640 nt
Organism: Apus apus (common swift)
Lineage: Eukaryota; Metazoa; Chordata; Aves; Apodiformes; Apodidae
Gene: BARHL1
Product: BarH like homeobox 1
Exons: 3
Coding region: 46-1014 (322 amino acids)
Biological process (GO): regulation of transcription by RNA polymerase II
Cellular component (GO): nucleus
Molecular function (GO): RNA polymerase II transcription regulatory region sequence-specific DNA binding; DNA-binding transcription factor activity, RNA polymerase II-specific
Source: RefSeq, a predicted model, not a curated record
CCCCCCCGCCAAUGCCCGUGUGAGCGCCGGCACCUCGCGGGGGCCAUGGAGGGCUCCACCGGGUUUGGAAUCGACUCCAUCCUCUCCCACCGAGCCAGCAGCCCGGCCGUGCCCAAGGGGGACCCGCUGGGGGGUGACGGCCGGUCCCCGCUGGAGCUGAGCCCCCGCUCGGAGGGCAGCAGCGGGUGCCCCUCGCCCCGCUCGCCGGGCCGCGAGUGCCUGGAGGCAGCCGUACCGAGGCCGGGCCUGGAUGCCCAUCUCCAGCCGGGGCAGGUCUCUGCUCCUUCCCAGUCCCGGACCGUCACCUCCUCCUUCCUCAUCAGAGACAUCCUGGCCGACUGCAAACCCCUGGCUGCCUGCGCUCCUUACUCCAGCACCAAUGGACCUCACGGCGGGCAAGAGCCGGCGGGCAGGAUCCCCACCAAACCCGGCGAGGACUUCAGGGAGAAAAUGGAAAAAAACACCAGCGGCUCCUCCUCGGAUUCGGAGUAUAAAGUGAAAGAAGAAGGGGACCGAGAGAUCUCCAGCUCCCGGGACAGCCCCCCGGUGCGGCUGAAAAAGCCGCGCAAAGCCCGCACCGCCUUCACCGACCAUCAGCUGGCCCAGCUGGAGCGCAGCUUCGAGAGGCAAAAAUACCUGAGCGUGCAGGACAGGAUGGAGCUGGCGGCCUCCCUCAACCUCACCGACACGCAGGUGAAAACGUGGUACCAGAACAGAAGGACCAAGUGGAAAAGGCAGACGGCGGUGGGCCUGGAGCUGCUGGCCGAGGCUGGCAACUACUCAGCCCUUCAGAGGAUGUUCCCCUCGCCCUACUUCUACCCGCAGAGUUUGGUCUCCAACCUGGACCCCGGCGCCGCUCUCUACCUGUACCGCGGCCCCAGCGCCCCCCCGCCCGCCCUACAGAGACCCUUGGUGCCCCGCAUCCUCAUCCACGGACUGCAGGGCGGCAGCGAACCCCCGCCGCCCCUGCCCCCGCUGCCCGGGGUCCUGCCCCGGGCCGCACAGCCCCGGUGAACCCCGACCACACGGGCAGCCCCCCCACCGGCACCACCCCCCGCCCCGGGCUACGGGGUCGGAAGGAGGGGGGGGCACCCCAACUCUGGGGCCGCGAGCAAGCGACAGACUCCCGCUCAUCCCCAAAUAUAUAUACAUAUAUAUAUAUAUAACAUGAGACCUCCCCCCUUCCUUUUUAAAAAUAUAUCUAAAGAAUGCAAGACGCGAGGGCAGGUUCGGCAGGACGGAGCCGGCAGAGCUGCCCCCCCAAGCCCCCCAACCCCGCGGGGCACUCGCCGCUUCACCCCCUUGUGCCCCCGGAGGGCAGCGGGGCCGCCGCGGACCCCCCAGGCCUGGGACGGCGUCGGGAGCACAGGCAGAGAGGGUGACUGCUCCUGGGGGGGGACACUUCGCCUCUCCACCCCCUGCCCAGGAACUGCCGGGGGGACAGAAGCCACCCCUGCCACGGACGGCUCCGGGGAGCCCCCUCCCCACCUUCUCCAGCUCCCGGACCCCGGAGCACCGGCCCCGCCGCCGGGAAGGACCGCUCGGGUGUGCGUGUGUGUGGGGGGGGUCCCGGGCCGGUGACCCCCGCCCAGCGCAGAGAGACGUUGGGACAUCCGUAAAAAACAAAACAAAAACAAAAA